Messenger RNA from Charadrius vociferus (killdeer), 1602 nucleotides. It is a transcript of the gene FAM124A, whose product is annotated as family with sequence similarity 124A. The record is from RefSeq and is a predicted model, not a curated record. The transcript has 3 exons. Bases 1 to 1602 code for a protein of 533 amino acids. NCBI's taxonomy places the organism in Eukaryota, Metazoa, Chordata, Aves, Charadriiformes, Charadriidae.
AUGCCUAAUGUUAAGCACAUGAGCAGUGAUCUUAAAGUCAGCAGUGUUGUUCGUGUGGGUGAACUUUCUGUGGAAGGCAUACAAGACCCAUUUCUUGUUAGUGUGCAUAUUAUCGCAGACCCAGGUGAAUCCAAGACUCUUCAGCAAGCCAUCGAUAAGCUUCUAGCCUGGAUCCAUCCAGACCUCCAGCUGUUUCGAGUCUCAGAAAGACGAGUGGCCAAGAAGCGCAGGAAGCCAGGUAAGGCUGGUGUUUCUCAGCCAGCCCUUGCCAUCAUUUUGUUUCUGCAGGAGGAAUAUGGAGAAGAACCCAUCUUGCAGCUCCACGAAACCUUUCAGCAGCCACCUUGGCAUUACCACCACACAGAACGAGUGCAUGGGAAGUUCCUCCCUUACAUGCCAUGCAGCCAGGACUUCUACACUUUGGCUCCGGAGACUCCUCUGUGGGCCAUUCGCCCCGUGCACUACGGGAAAGAAAUCAUCCGCUUCACCAUAUAUUGCAGGAGUGAAAACUUUGUUGACAUUUUGAAAUUGUAUGAGUUAAUACUGAAAAGACCAGUAUGUCAGAAAAAAGCUGACUUUUGCGUUUUUCCUGUCUAUUCUAACGUGGAAAUAGACAUUCAGUUUUCUGUAAAAAAACUUCCGAAGGGCCAUGUGCCAAUGCCAACAGAGUCAGCGGUGCUGGAGUUCAGAGUGAAAGACGUGGGGCAGCUUGUGCCUCUCUUGCCCAACCCUUGCAGCCCCAUCAGCGAAGGCAGGUGGCAGACAGAAGACCACGAUGGAAACAGGAUCCUUUUGCAGCAAGCACGUGGUUGGUGUAGGAAGUCUGCAAAGCAGAACAAACAACCAUAUCCAUCUGUGUCAACAGAUUCCCACUUCACCACUCUGCCAGCCGUUCUUCCUCAGAGCCACCGAUCUGUCCCUGAACAGCCAAAAGAAAUGGGUCAAAACAAGUUACAUCACGCAAAUGGCCUUGGUCAUCAUCUUGGUUUCUCCCAGCAGGACUUGAGACACAGUGAACGAGGAGACUUCACACGUAGAUCCAGCAGUGCCUCCAGCAUUUCAUGGUCAUUUCAACGAAGCAAGUCUCUGUUCUGCUUGCCCACAGUGAACUCCUCCUCAGCCUCAGAGGCUUUUCAUUUCAGUGAACCGUUUCAGUUUUUAAAUAUUGGGUCACCUGCAACCAGGUUAAAAACGUGGAGAUGCAGCCCCAGGCUUAACAUUGAUGACUUGGAGGGUGCCCAGGAGACUGAUGUAGACACAGGGAUGAAGCUGUCCUUCUCAGACCUGUCUGUGGUCUCUGCAUACACUGCCCUUAAUGGAUUUUGCAAUGACUUGGAAGCCUCUCUUCCCCCACAGAAGCAAACUAUCAGUAAGACUAAACAGGCAGGCACCAGUGGAAGACCUGUAUCAGCCAUGUGCAAUACCUUUGAGUCAGUUGAUGGUUCACUGCCUUCUCUCUCUGAGUGGUCUUCCAGCUCAUUCACAUCAGCAUCUCUCUCCAAGCAGCCCCAACAGUCCUUGAGGGCAGCUCCCUGUUCUCUGGAUGAUCGUGGUAGUGUUUGCCCAGCUUCACCAGCUAAUGAAGAAGAAUUUUACAUCUGA